This is a messenger RNA of Aspergillus brunneoviolaceus CBS 621.78, 1341 nucleotides long. RefSeq names its product universal stress protein. The record is from RefSeq and is a predicted model, not a curated record. Bases 1 to 1341 code for a protein of 446 amino acids. Lineage: Eukaryota; Fungi; Ascomycota; Eurotiomycetes; Eurotiales; Aspergillaceae. The transcript has 2 exons.
AUGCCCUCCCCGUCGUCGCAAUCCCCCGAGGGCGGCGCUACCCAAGCCGCUGGUACAAGCAAGCCUCGAUCUUCACACAGAGCUGAGAGUUCCCAGAGAAAGUCAAUUCAGUUCAACGUUGGCGGCACGGAGCCGCUGCCGCAUCGUCGAUCCGUCAGCGCUGCAGGUCACCGACCGCGCCCGCAGCUCGACGUCACCUCCACAGAACGGGAAAUCAAGCCUUCGCCCAGUCGUGGGCCGUCCCCUCCACCGCCUCAGACCUACGAGCGAGGUGUGUCGUUUGACACCUUCGAUAACCCGGAUGCGGCCGACUUCUCCUUAACCCUCAACUACAAACACAAAGGCUAUCAGUCCACCCGUCGCAGUCGAACGUUCUUAUGCGGGACCGACCAGAACGAUUACUCCGACUUCGCGCUGGAAUGGCUCAUCGACGAGCUCGUCGACGACGGCGAUGAAAUCGUCUGCCUCCGUGCGGUCGAGAAGGACUCGAGCAUCGCCAGCGACGCCGCCGUGGAAGCGGGGAAAUACCGGAAGGAGGCGGAGAAGCUGUUUGAGCAGGUGAUCCAGAAGAACAGCCAGAACGAAAAGGCCAUCAGCCUGGUGCUGGAGCUGGCGGUGGGCAAGGUCCAGGAGAUCAUCCAACGCAUGAUCCGGAUCUACGAGCCGGCCGUGCUCAUCGUGGGCACCCGGGGUCGCAAUCUGGGGGGUGUGCAGGGGUUGCUGCCCGGCUCGGUCUCCAAGUACUGCCUGCAGCAGUCGCCGAUUCCCGUGAUCGUGGUCCGGCCGUCGACGAAGCGCGAGAAGAAGAAGAAGAAGCGUCUGGCCGACCCCACCCGCCGCGGGUACAACAACAUCCUGGAGAUGAGCGAGCGGCGCGGGAGCCAUAUCUUCGACCGCAGCACCAGUCGCGACAGCAGUGUGUCGAAGCUGCCCGACGAGGAGGCGGCGGUGGCGGCCGCGCUGGGGCUGCCUCAGUCGUACACGAACUCGCGCAGCUCGCUGUCGACCUCGGAGCGGAGCAGCGUCAGUCACGAUGAGUCGCUGUCGUUGAACGGGCUGGUGGAGGCUGCGACCCCGAGCCCUAGUUCGGGAAGUCUGGAGAACUCGGUGGACGGAAGUGGAUCGGACGACGAACCGACGGUGGUUCACGUGGAAGACGAGGCCGGCGGGACGCCUUCUCCGGCCCUCGAAUUGACCGAGUCUAGCGACAGUUCGGCGCCUGCUGAUACCAAGGAGGAUGAGGAGGAGGUUGACGAACCGGAGGUUGUCCCGGGCUUGCCUGACUUCAAUGUGGUUCCUCGGAUUGUUUAUGAGGAUCCGACCGGUUCGAAGCGCAGUUAG